AAAAUUUCGCGUGGAUAAUUUUACAGCCUGUGUUUGUGAAGUAAAAUUUUAAGUGCAACUAAAAUUAUAUAAAUACGUGUAAUUUAAUUUAAUUUAUUUUAAUUGGAAAAAAAAAUAAAAAAUUUAUAAUAUGAAUAAUUAUCAAAACCAAACACCGCCACCAUUACCACCUGUUCCGCGGCACCAUCAUUCAUCACACCUGCCAGUGCCACAUCAUACAACGGCAGUUCCAGCAAUGGCAGCGGUACAUCAUCAUCAUCCGCAUCAAUUGUCAUCACAUCAUCAUACGCAUUCACAUCAUACGCCACCGCUGCCAACGACUGCAACAAAUCAACCACAACCGCCGCCACCACAACCGCUAAUAUCGAAUUCGUUGGCUAUACGUCAGGAGAUACAACGCUUUGAAAGCGUGCAUCCAUCGAUAUAUGCAAUUUACGAUUUAAUCGAUUUAUUGCCCAUGCCGGAUGCACAGAUCGCACAGCAAAUACGUGAUCAUGUCGUUUGCAUUGAAGAUUCCUUCGUCAACAGUCAAGAAUGGACUAUAUCACGUUCAGUGCCAGAUUUACGCUUAGGAAUUGUUGGCUCUCUUAGUUCGGGGAAAUCAGCUUUGGUGCAUCGUUAUUUAACAGGUUCCUAUAUGCAAGAAGAAUCACCAGAAGGUGGACGAUUCAAAAAAGAAGUUUUCAUAGAUGGUCACAGUUAUUUACUACUUAUACGAGAUGAAGGUGGACCACCUGAAAUGCAGUUUGCUGCUUGGAUUGACGCUGUAAUCUUCGUUUUCAGUUUAGAAAACGAAGCCAGUUUUAAUACAGUCUACAAUUAUUAUACGAAAAUGGCACAUUUCCGUAAUGGCCAGGAUAUACCCAUGAUAUUGGUUGGUACUCAAGAUUCAAUUAGCGAACGCAAUCCUCGUGUAAUUGAUGAUUCACGUGCGCGGAAAUUGGCGAACGAUCUAAAACGCUGCUCAUAUUAUGAAACGUGCGCCACCUACGGCUUGAACGUAGAACGCGUUUUUCAAGAUGCUUGUCAAAAAAUACUGCAACAACGCUUACCACUACCGUCAUCAGUUUCGCGACCAACUACACCACAGGGUACACGCUUAGGUAUAGCCUCUUUUCAUCACAAUACAAAUCAUGGUGGCGCUAAUAACUCUAAUGGAUUUACAUCGUCAACAUCAUCGGUUCAAGGUGCAGUCUCUACGGGUAAUUUGACAUUACCACAUCGUCAUCAUGUGCUCUCGACUUCUUCGCAUCAUAUACCAAUGCGCAUGAGUGCCGAUUUCGCGCACACUGAACAACAGCAUAGUUUGCCACCAAAUCAAAAAGUUUGGCAUGGUCAUUCACAACAAUUGCAGCGAGAACAUGCAAUUAUGAAUGAAAAUAAUAAUAUAACCAAAUUUAAUCCGGCUCAACAUGCCACCCAGUCACACCAACAAACCCAGCAACAACCAAAUUCAAUGCAACAAUCAACUACAGAAAAUUUGGCUCCCCUCUCACUUGUGCCACUACGUGAAUCGAAGGAUAAUAGCAGCGGUGGCGGCAGUAAAGAACUACCGACACCGACCUCAACACCCACUACGUCUCGAAAGAGUCGUCGACGUUCAAAUCUCUUUAUACCAUCAUCGAAAAAAGGUGAGAAGGAUAUGAAGAAUGGUGAAUUGGGUAGCGGCCGUUCAAUACCAAUCAAACAAGGUUAUCUCUACAAGCGUUCGAGCAAAUCAUUGAACAAGGAGUGGAAGAAAAAAUAUGUCACACUUUGCGAUGAUGGACGCCUGACGUAUCACCCUUCAUUGCAUGACUAUAUGGAUGAUGUGCAUGGCAAGGAAAUACCAUUACAGUAUGUCACCGUGAAGGUUCCAGGCCAAAAGCCACGCGGUUCUAAAUCAAUUAUUACUAACAGCGCGCUCACUACUUCAAUGCUAUCGAACGGUAAAGGACAACAUCAACAGCAACAAAAUGGACUAAGUGAAGGUAUUGGUUGCCUCUCACUUGUCAAGGAUAACAAAAAAUUAACCGAAAAAGUUUUGCUCACCGCAUUUGAUACAUUACGUGAACCGGUCAAGUCAAACUCAUCACAACAGACAAGUGGUGAUGAAGGCAUUGCUAUGUCCAAUUCAAAUUCGCAAACUUUUAUUGGUAGUGACUCACAGCAGCAGCAGCAACGGGAACUGCUCUCAGUUAAUGCUGCCAACAAACUAGAAUCUCAGACACCAAAUGUUAAGAAACGGCAUAGACGCAUGAAGAGUAGUAGCGUAAAAUCGAAUGAAAUCGAUGAUUCCGAUGGUUAUGAGUUCUUUAUUGUUUCAUUGGACUCAAAGCAAUGGCAUUUUGAAGCAGCCAAUUCGGAAGAACGUGAUGAAUGGGUAGCAGCAAUUGAGCAAGAAAUUUUCAAAAGUCUACAAAGCAUUGAAAGCACAAAAAUGAAACCGGCGACAACAAGUGAAUUGGCAGCGAUGGUGGCAAUAAGGACACGAGUAGCAGGCAAUGGUAAUUGUGUGGACUGUAACGCUCCAGGUCCCGAGUGGGCAAGUUUAAAUUUAGGUGUGCUAAUGUGCAUUGAAUGCUCUGGUAUACAUCGUAAUUUAGGCUCACAUAUAUCGAAAGUUCGUUCGCUGGGUUUAGAUGAUUGGCCUCCUGGCCAUCUAAAUGUUAUGUUAGCUAUUGGCAAUAGUUUGGCAAAUUCUGUUUGGGAAGCGAAUACACGUCAACGUACAAAACCAAAACCUAAUUCUGCUCGUGAAGAAAAAGAGGCGUGGAUACGCAGCAAAUAUGAGGCUAAAGAGUUUUUGGCUAUGUGCAAUUCUAAUACAAAUGCAACGCCGGGACAGCAAUUAAUUGAAGCAGUUAUCAGAUCCGAUAUGAAGUCAAUUGUUUUGAUACUGGCCACAGCUGGUAACAGGGAAGUGACCAAUGCCAAUGUGAGCUCACGUGAUGUGCGCACACCACUUUUGCUGGCUUGUGCAAUUGGAAAUUUGGCUAUAGCACAGCUUUUAAUUUGGAAUGGUGCCAAUAUAAAACAUACCGAUCAAGAAGGUCGCACUUGUUUGGCUUAUGCACGUGCAGCACAAUCUUUGGCUACAGCCAAAUCAUUAAAAGCUGCCGCCGCUGCUACCGCUGCAGCACAACCACAUAACACAAAUACCAAUUCAAGUAGUGCUAGUAACGCAAGCUCAACAUCAUCUUCAUCGGCUACAGCUACAGCAUCCGUUUCAGCCACUGGCUCAUUGUCAGCUACGAACACAACAAGCUCCAACUCCAACGCCACGGCAAAUAGCAUCAGUAGCAAUGGCAUACCAGCACCACAAUACAGCGUUGAGGAGACCACAGCAUUGGUUGAAUUACUGACGGGUUUAGGCUGCCCAGAAUCGGCACCGCUAACAGCGAGUGGCACAUUGCCGAGACGACGAGAUACUCUCGGCACGCCAUAUGAAAAGACGGUGUCAGGCGUUAUUUAAAGAUAAAGAGUUUUAUAAAAAAAAAAAAUUUAGUUAAAAUGAAAAAUAUACAAAUAUAAU
Messenger RNA from Teleopsis dalmanni, 3514 nucleotides. It is a transcript of the gene CenG1A, whose product is annotated as centaurin-gamma-1A. The coding region runs from base 131 to 3454 and encodes 1107 amino acids. Gene Ontology annotation, molecular function: GTPase activity; GTP binding; protein binding. The transcript has 9 exons. Gene Ontology annotation, cellular component: nucleus. NCBI's taxonomy places the organism in Eukaryota, Metazoa, Arthropoda, Insecta, Diptera, Diopsidae. The record is from RefSeq and is a predicted model, not a curated record.